Molecule: messenger RNA, 2112 nt
Organism: Prunus avium (sweet cherry)
Lineage: Eukaryota; Viridiplantae; Streptophyta; Magnoliopsida; Rosales; Rosaceae
Source: RefSeq, a predicted model, not a curated record
AUGUCACCGACAAUUUCAGCGGCUUCCAAGGUCACUACGUCUCCAAGAAAGAAAAUCUUGGCGGAGAGGAACGGGCCAGUUCGGGCUUCAUCGGUCUCAUUCUCCGAUUUGAAAAGCUCGUGUUUGAAUCCAACAGUGGAGGAUCCAGAGCACAUGAAGGUAGGCCUUGCCCCUCAUCUGGUUUUCACAACACCGAAAACCCAAAAAGACAUUUGUUCAAAGGAGCUCUUGUGUUCCAAAAACGAACCAGAGGAACCUGUUUGUGUAAAUGCCUCUGAGGAACCUGACUCGGUUAAUCUUGACCCGAGUUUCAAGAUCAGUCCUCCACCUUGUUGUCCAAAGUCCAGUCCGGUCAUAGAACCCCUUGAUGAUGAUCCCUCUGCUCCUCCUUACGAUCCUAAAACGAAUUAUCUUUCUCCAAGGCCUCAGUUCCUUCAUUACAGACCCAACCCAAGAAUUGAAUAUUAUCUGAGUAAGGAAAGAGAGGGCAAGAGACUUGAGGAUAACUUCAUCUCUGGAAGCUCUUCGGACACUGAUACUGCUGAGGAAACUCAGUCUGAAUAUUCUCAGAAGGAAUUGGAAGAUGUUACUUCUGAUGCAGUAGUAAAAGAGGAACAGCAGCUACAAGAAGAAAAUGAAGAAGAAGAGGAAGAAGAGGAAAAGCAGGGGGUCAAUGUGUCUGAACCACGCGACAUUAGCACCACCAACAUUUUUAUGUCAAAGGAGGAGGCUGCUGAAGUAAAAUGGUCCUCCAAGACAGGCUUCUUUUGGAAAUCAAAGUUCACUGCUUUGCUUCUAUUGUUGGUAGUUGCUUUUUUGUCAGUUUCAGUUAUUCAUUCACCAGAAAUUGAUAGUUCUGUGCUUAAAGACUUGAACUUUUUGAAGGAAUAUGACCAGUCUGAAGUGGCUGAAUUUGCUAGAUCAAGUCUUGAUGGGUUAGCUAGAAAUUUUCGGGUUUGGUCUGCUAAUUCUGUCUCUUUCAUUUCUGAGUUGAUUUUGCAUCUCCGAGGUGCACACGAUUUGGGCCCCUUGCAGUAUUGUAAUUUGACUGAUUUAAUGGAGGAUGUACGGGUUGAUGGAUACUCUGUGUUUGAUCACAGUGACAAAGGAAAGGAAAGGAAGUAUGAGUUUGAUUUAGUUGACAUUGAAGCCUUGGGAGAGAAGGGUCAGACAGAGAUUGGUGCAGCUGAAAACACUGUAGAAGUACAUGCUGAUCCAGAAUAUGAAGAACAAGUUAAUGAAGAGGCUGAAACACCUGUUGAAAUCCAAGUUGUGGAAGAAAAGGGUCAGCCAGAGAUUGGAGCAGUUGAGAGCACUGUAGAAGUAGCACGUGUUGAUCCGGAACAUGAAGAACAAGUUGACCAAGAGGCUGAAGCAGCUGUUAACAUUGAAGAGGUUUCAGAAGGAAACAAUAAUUUUAUUUCUGGGGAAGUUGUACUUCAGUCUGCACAUGCUGAUUUAGUUGAACUAGAAAGUUCAAAAGUUGAGCAGAGUCAAGAAGAAAAUGUUGGUGCUGAUCACAUAGACAGCGAGCCAGAAAGUAAUGUAAGCAUGAGGGAGGAGAUAGUAUUGAUUUCACUAGCAGAAAAAGUUAACACUGUAGUUUCUGGAGUCCAGGAGCUCCAGCUUGAAAGUGAAAUGAGUACUGGUGCUGAAGUAGAGUCUUUCAAGGAUCACAGUCCUAUAAGCCCAAAAGUGGAUGCUUCAUGUGUGAAUGUUCAAACUUCAGAAGAAGUGGAUCUUACCGUUGAUGAGACUGAAUUUAAGGUUUCCAUGGUGACUAUGCUGGGAAUUGCUUCGUUGGUUUCUGCAUUAAUCGGAUCCACAGCCUUCAUUUAUGGAAAGAAAAGGAAGAGCACAGCCUCAAAUCCUGCUAUCUCUGUGGUUCAACCAUCGCUGACUAAUAAACUGGAUGAAAGUCCUACUGUGCCAUUUAGCACUGAGCACACUUUCCAGGAAGGACCCUCUUCUUGGAACUGGAUCGGAGAGCCAUGUCCUUCUGAAAUGAGCAACAUCCAAAAGAGCUCAUCGGAGCCUGCCAAUUUGUCUAUAAUUUCUAUUUAUCCAGCAAUUAUUUGGACAACAAGGCCACCUAAACCUAUAUUUAUCUAG